AUGACGGGUUUUGUUCCACGAUUCCGACCGAGUGCAUUUGGAAGGAUUAAGUUGAGAUGUCGAUUCCAAUUUAGAGGGCAAAGUUAUAGCCAUAAACUACUAAUUAUGACAUCUAUUGCGAGGAGUAUCUUCUUGUUUGUUUUCAUUGUUGUAGUAGCUGUACAGACGGUUCGAGGUAUAAAAUGUUGGGUUUGUGAUGGGAAAAGGACUCUGAAAGCAUGCCAUGCACAAUACGGAAAGAUGCUUGAAUGUCCAAACGCUGACGAUGUAUGCCAAAAUGACUACAGGACUGCACAAGGUAAACCUCUCAUUACAAAAGGAUGUAAACAAGCCAAAGCAUGCGAAACGGAAGUCAAACAGAACAAGGAUAAGAAUCAAUGUGGAAGAAAAAGAUUAAUUAAAAACAUGGUCUGCAGAUGUUGUUGCUCAUUUUCUGGCUGUAAUUCUAAAGAAUCUGGAUGUUUGCCACCUCCAGCACCAUGCAAGAGAAUACCACAAUUAAAGAACGGCCAAACCAGGUGCCCAGUAGACAUCGAUUUCGGAUCACAAUGUUUCUUCAGAUGUCAUCAGGGCUACGAAAUGAAAGGCAAAAACAAGGCAAGGUGCUUAAGAUUGUCAAAGGGAAGUAAAAAAGGCCGUUGGAACCCUGAAAAGUUGCCAGUGUGUGAAAAGGUCAUUGUACGCUGUGAUCCGCCAAGAGUUGCCCCAACAAAUGGCUUCAUACAAUGCAAAAACGCAUUAGAAUUUGCCAAAGAAAGUGACCUCAACUAUGAAGGAUCUAAAUGCUCAUAUCAGUGCAAAGCGAAUUACUAUCUUAAAGGUAAAGCAAACUCUGUAUGUGCUAACAGCGGUAGGUGGAAUAACCCGGAACCUAGAUGUGAGAUGGGGCAGUGUGAAAACAUGGAAAACGAUCCAAACAGAAUAGAAACUUGUACAGACAACUACAAUUUCGGUAGCACGUGUACAUUUAGCUGUAAGGAAGGGUUCAAUUUAAUAGGAAGCAAACGUUCAGAAUGCCUUCAGUCGGGUCGCUCAGCUCAGGGACAAUGGUCCAGAACAUUUCCUCGAUGUGCUGAAGUAAUUUGUAAUCCAGUUCUUACAAAUCCCGCUUAUGGUAAGGUAUCCUGCACAAAAGAAAACUUCAAAGGAAGCGUGUGCACCUAUACGUGCAACGAAGGUUAUGAUUUGGAUAAAACAAACCGAACGUCUGUUAGUUCGGUUUGUGAAGAUGACGGAAACGGCGAUGCGUUUGGAAAGUGGAGUGCAGAUGCCCCUACAUGUUCGGAGAUAAAAUGCGAACCCGCAUUCGUUGAUCCGGUUGGUGGUCAAGUGGUUUGCACAAAUCGCAAUAGAUUCGGCAGUGUUUGUACUUUUUCAUGCAAUUCACAAAACGACUUAGAUGAUACAACUCAACCAACAAUGGAAUCAACGUGUCAGAAUGACGAAAAUGGAGACAAUAUCGGAAAAUGGUCACGUCCAGCGGCCGAAUGCAGUCCUAUCACGUGUCAACCAGAGUUCAAGGAGACCAGAACCCAGAAAUUAAGCUGCACUAACGGCAAUGCUAAAAAUAGCGUAUGUACUUUUAUGUGCGCGGAAGAUUACGACCUCGAUGGAGGCAUUGAAAGAACUCAAACAUCCACUUGUCAACCACCAGUAGACGGAACAUCGAUAGGAAAAUGGACGAAGAAUAAACAACCGGAAUGCACUUCAAUAAAAUGCCCCCCGCAACCUUUCCCUGAUAAUGGCUUUCGAAUUUGCUCUACCUUCGACUUCAUGCGCGGCACAUUUUGUGUAUUCAUGUGCGAAGAUGGAUACGACUUAAUUGGCAAAUCGUACAUGUCUUGCCAAGAUUCUAAACAAGACGGUGAUGCAAUUGGUGAAUGGACUGACCCGACGCCGACAUGUAGACUCGGGCAAUGUACUGUCACGAAAUAUGACAAAAGCACUGUUGUUGAAGAUUGUGCGCCUCCAAAAGGAUACAAGGUUUCAGAAUACAGAGUAGGCACAGUGUGCACAUACCGAUGCAUAAGUGAUGCAUACUACAUGGUUCCCAACGUAGGCGAUGAACCAGUAAUGAGUGGGGAAACGAUAAGUAAGUGUAAUAUCGAGAAAAAAUGGACAAAAAAAGAACCUAGGUGUCUCAAAAAAACAUGUCAACCAAAAUUGUUACCACCUGACAAUGGAUACCUUCCACUUUGCACAAAUGGAAACGACUUUGGUUCGAAAUGUACAUUCUCUUGUCAAGAAAAGCAUGCAUUGACUCAAGAACGACCUCUGGUGUGCGAAGCUGACGAAGACAAUGAUCAAUACGGUAGGUGGAGCGAGAUUAUUCCGGAGUGUAAACGCAGCCAUUGUGAUGAGUUUGGAACAGUUUUACACGGCAAGAUCAACUGUACCGAUGGAACGAAAAUCGGCUCUGUGUGCAAUCUUAAAUGUAUUGAUCGUUAUACAGCCAAACGAUACGAAGAAACUGAAUGUCUCGAUACAAUAAACUGGAGCAGACGACAGUAUUACUGCUGCGUACGAUGUUUGUUUAACAGGCGCUUGAAAAUCACAGCGGUAUUUGAUACCACCGCGUUUCAAACACGUGACGAUUGGCAAUACAUCGUUGACUUCACGCGAUCGUAUCUGGCUCCGAUGCUUAGAUUUCGACUAGACAUCGGAUUUGCUGCCUUGACUUAUUCUGAUGAUAUAGAUGAAGAAACAUUGAUACCGAUGCGUCGACUUCGAUAUCCAAAUGAAUUGGACGAAUUGGUGUCAGAAUUAGAGAACAUGCAUUUUGGUGGACAUGUGGCCAACACUGGGCGAGCACUUGACUUUGUAAACGACGUCAUCUACGAGAGAAUUGAUAGAAGAAGAGAGCAUUUCGUUGUUCUUGCGACAUCAGGAAGAUCGAGAGAUGACGUUCGUGAUGCAUCUAGGCAACUUCGCGACAGAGGUGUCAACAUUCUGGCAACCGGUGUGAAACUUGACAAAGUGGCGGAAGAAGAACUUAUACAAAUGGCUGGAAUGGAAAGGAACGUCUUUACUGCUGCAAAAUUUCAGGACAUGGCAUCCAUACCGGCUAAAAUAUUUGAGAUUUCUAGAACAACUGGGUGUACCACUGCCAGCAAAUCUCAGUCCUGUCCUUGUGUUCAGCAUCAAAUUUUCAAAAACAUUAGAGUCGGCAUGAAUAUUUUUCUGUCAGUUUUCGUCAGCUUGCUGGUCGUCUAUUUAAAUGUCAGCUUGGUUCAAGGUAUCAAAUGCUGGACAUGCGAUGGAAAAAACAGUUUAAAGGAAUGUCAUGCACAGUACGGGAAAAUGUUGGAAUGCUCCCAACCAGACCAUGUCUGUCAAAACGAUUAUCGAACUGUGAGAGGUAAACCACUUAUUAUAAAGGGAUGUAAACAAGAACGAGCUUGCAUAACAGAAGUCAAACAGAACAAAAAUGACAAUCAAUGUGGAAGAGUCAGAUUGUUGAAAAAUCUUGUUUGCAGAUGUUGUUGCUCAUUCUCAGGAUGUAAUUCCAAAGAAUCCGGAUGUCUACCACCACCCGCUCCAUGUAAACGAAUACAAUCAAUAAGAAAUGGUAGAACAUAUUGUCCACACGGAGAAAUUAAAUUUGGCACGCAGUGUUCCUUUAGUUGUAACAACGGUUUUGAACUAGUCGGAAAAAAGACAGCAACUUGUAGACCUCUCAGCAAAGGAAGUAAAAAAGGAAAGUGGAUACCCGAAGAACUACCAUUCUGUAAGAAAAUAAUAAUCAAAUGUGAACCUCCAAGAACAGCUCCUGAAAGCGGUUUUCUAUCCUGUAAAAACUCCAAAGAAUACGCAAAGUUUGAUGGUUUCAACUACGCGGGCUCCACCUGUACUUACGCCUGUGAGCAAAAUUAUUACGUUGCAGGAAAGAGAAUAACACAAUGCGAGUUUAAUCGAGACUGGAACAAUCCUCCUCCAACAUGUAAAGUGGGAAUUUGCGAACCAGAGAAGGAAGAUCCGAAUCGUAUAGAAAAAUGCACGAAUGGAAAUAUGUUUGGAAGUUCGUGCACAUUUGAAUGCAAAGAAGGAUUCAACCUCAUCGGACAUAAGAAAUCAGAUUGUGCCCAAAUUGGUUACAGCGAAAAAGGCUUUUGGACGAAAAGGUUCCCGCGUUGUGCGAAGAUAAUUUGUUUCCCAGAAUACACAAAAUUUACUCAAGGCACGGUAAAGUGCAGUGACAAUAACUUCAAGGACAGCGUUUGUACAUUCACCUGCAAUUUCGGAUAUGAUAUCACCGAAACAGAAAAACCGUUUAAAGAAAUAAUAUGUCAGGACGACGAUACUGCGGACACAAAGGGGCAGUGGUCUGGCAAUCCACCAGUAUGUGAGCAAAUUACUUGCAAACCCGCACUGCAUGAUCCCCAAAACGGGCAAGUUGCGUGUUCAAACAAGAAUAAUAUUGGAAGCAAUUGUACCUUUUCUUGUAAUGAAGGUUACGAUUUGGAUGGCACUGUGGAAUCUUCCAUUGAAUCACUAUGCAGAGAUGAUGGGGACGGGGACGAAGUGGGAGAAUGGACAGUUCCUGAAGCAACGUGCAGUCCAAUCACUUGUAAACCUGCAGCAUCAAACCCCAGUGAUGGAUAUGUGAGGUGCACAAACAGAAAUUUCCAUAAAAGCACAUGCUCUUAUGAAUGUGAGGAUGAUUACGACUUGGACGAUACCAAUGAUUUGGUCGCUUUAAGAACCUGUGAGGAUAGCGGAAAAGGCGUGGCAGAGGGUGAAUGGAGCGGUAAACCUCCCACGUGUUCCACCAUAAUAUGUGAACCUUUGCCAGAGUUUCGUGAUGGUUUCCGAUUUUGUUCAAUGCAGGGGGGCUUGAGUGGCGCCUUUUGCGUGAUGUCUUGCAACGACGGAUAUGAAGCGAUAGGAAAGACGUACAUCAGUUGCUCGAAUUUGAAAAGAGACGGGGAUCCAGUAGGUGAAUGGAGCGAUACACCAGCUGUAUGUGAAUUAAGUUACUGUGAGCCACCGAAAUACGACGCAUCGACUGUGGUACAAAAUUGCAAGGCACCAAAAGGCUAUGCCAUCGAUGAAUACAGAGUAGGAACGGUAUGCGAAUACAAAUGUAUUAACGAAGGUUACUACAUGGUACCAAACACUGGCGAUGAAGUCGUCCUUCAAGGUUUUAUAAGAGACAGGUGCAAUGUAAAUAAAAAAUGGUCGAACCGCCCGCCUCGAUGUUUUCCUAAAACUUGCUUGCCUCCCAUAACUACACUUGAGAAUGGUCAUACGCCUAAAUGCACCAAUGGUAACACUUUCAACUCCAGGUGUCGUUUUGAAUGCUUGGCAAAAUACGGGCUAACGCAUGAAAAUCCUUUAGUAUGCCGAGCUGAUGAUGACAAUGAUCAGUAUGGUAAAUGGAGUGAAGAAAUACCCAAAUGUGAGAGGAAUGAAUGUGAUGAGUUUGGAAUUAUUAAUAACGGAAAAUUGAACUGUUCUAACGGACUAAAAAUCGGUUCUACGUGUGAUUUGACAUGUAUUGACAAAUACACACAGAAAAGAUAUGAGCAAAUAACUUGUAUGCCGAGUGCUGAAUGGAGCCAAACAAAAUUCGUCUGCUGUGUGCGUUGCCUUUUCAACAAGCGGCUCAAUAUUUUGACCAUGUUUGAUUCAACAGCCUUUACAACGCAGAAGGAUUGGCAAUACAUUGUUCAACUGAUGGAGAAAACCAUUAAUAGAAUGCUGUACUUCCGUCUGGAUGUCGGAUUCGGAGCAGCUCGAUACGCUGAAGUGGUUGACACUGAAAGCGCGGUUGAAAAAGUAAGAAUGAGAUACACCGAGCAUUUCAUCCCUGUGGCAGAACAAAUCAAGAACAUGCCGAUAACUGGGAGAGAGGCAAAUUUGGGAGCGGCACUGACAUACGCCAACGAUGUUUACUUUAAAACUACCGAUAGAAGACGUGAACAAUUUCUUAUCUUGUUCACAUCAGGAUCGGGUAUAAUGAAUGACGCAGUUGUCGAGCAAGCGAAGAUUAUCAGACAGAGGGGAAUAAACAUAUUGGUGGUAGCCUUCAACGCAAAUAAGAGUGCCAGCAAGACACUAUUGGAUAUUUCUGGUCUUGAACGAAAUAUGAUAUCUGCGUCAAAUCUAGAAGACUUGGCACGUUUGUCAGAACAAAUCAGUGUAAUAUCAAUGACGACCGGAUGCACAUCAGCUAGCAAAUCACAACCGUGCUCUUAGUUUUUAUGCAAUAGACAACAAAUGAUAGUGUUAUUUGUACUUUUAUUACUAUUAUUCAAUAUCCUAGACAAAAGAGCUUCAUAGCAUUAAAAAACGAUCGAACUACCAGAAUCACUAUUGCUGCGAGUACCUGUUCUUGGCAUCACCGAAAUCGUAUUGGUAAAAAACAUGUCACAUAUUUUUCUCGUUUUAUGUUGGUCAUAUAUAAUACUAAAACCGUUUCAAUAACCAAUGCCGCGAGUAUGUGUAAUAAAUUAUAAAAGUCAAUUUACACGGCGUACCAUUUUUGACUAUUGCCUGAUCUCAAUUAAUGG
Styela clava is the source of this 6512-nucleotide messenger RNA. Its product is annotated as P-selectin-like. Lineage: Eukaryota; Metazoa; Chordata; Ascidiacea; Stolidobranchia; Styelidae. The record is from RefSeq and is a predicted model, not a curated record.